Molecule: messenger RNA, 1869 nt
Organism: Castor canadensis (American beaver)
Lineage: Eukaryota; Metazoa; Chordata; Mammalia; Rodentia; Castoridae
Gene: Dglucy
Product: D-glutamate cyclase
Biological process (GO): glutamate metabolic process
Molecular function (GO): D-glutamate cyclase activity
Source: RefSeq, a predicted model, not a curated record
AUGGCAGCUUUCAUACUCCACCUGAAGUCCUGCCUUCCCUCUGCCAUAAGGAGCUUGAUUCUACCAAAAAAAGCAUACAUCAGAAACACAUCUGGCAUGGCUGGGGGGCUCCAACCAGCCAGUGUGGUGGUCCUGCCCAGAUCCCUGGCACUGGCCUUCAAAAGCUUCUGCCAGGCCAAUAGUGGUCCUCUGCCUCUGCUCAGCCAAAGUGAGCAAGACAAGUGGAUGCUGCCAGCCCUGGGCACUGCUCCAGAGGCCAGAACAGUCUGUCCCCAAUUCCGGAAAUAUGAGUUUGGUGUCUGCACAGGCGGCCUGACCUCACUGGAGGAUUACGCAGAGCAGCUGAAGGACAUGGUGACCUUUGUCUUGGACUGCAGCUUCUCACUAGAAAGAGCCUUGGGCAUAGUGGGGCUCUCCAGAAGAAACCCAGCAGGUCUCAGCCAUGCUGGAGCAUACAAGACAACAGUGCCUUGUGCCACUGUGGCUGAGUUCUGCUGCCCUCUGGUGGUCACAAUGAGGCCCAUUCCCAAGGACAAGCUGGAAAGGCUGUUACAGGUCACUUGCUCCAUGGCAGGUGAGCAAGGACAACCCAUCCACAUUGGCGACCCAGAAUUGUUGGGAAUCAAAGCACUUUCCAAACCUGACUAUGGAAAUUGCGUGGAGUGUCAGCCAGAGGACGUCCCAGUGUUCUGGCCUUCUCAACUGACCGGUCUUGAAGCUGUCAUCAGCUGCAAGGCUGCACUGGCUUUCACCAGCAUGCCAGGUUGCACGGUUAUGACCCACCUGAAGGAUUCAAAGACUCCAGCUAGUUGUCUCACCCCUAAGACAGUUCCAGAGGUCCACCACAUCAGCCAAGACCCUUUGCACUACAGCAUUGUGUCAGCUGCAGCUGUGCAGAAGAUCAGAAAACUAGAAGAAACAAUUGCCAUAGACCCAGGCAACCGAGGGAUCGGGCACCUGCUGUGUAAAGAUGAGCUACUGAAGGCCUCUCUGUCACUGUCCCAUGCCCACUCAGUGCUGGUCACUACUGGGCUCCCUACACAUUUCAAUCACAAGCCUCCAGAAGAAACAGAUGGCCCACCAGGAGCCAUUGCUCUGGGUGCUUUCCUGCAGGCCUUGGGGAAGAACGUCUCCAUGGUGGUUGACCAGAGAGCCUUGAGUUUGCACACGAAGCUUGUUGAAGACGCUGUCAAGCAAGGUGUCCUGAAAUCACAAAUCCCAAUAUUAACUUACCAAGGUGGAUCAGUGAAAGAUGCUCAGGCAUUUCUGUGCAAAGAUGGAGACCCCAAGUCACCUAGAUUUGACCACCUGGUGGCCAUCGAGCGUGCUGGAAGGGCUGCCGAUGGCAAUUACUACAAUGCAAGGAAGGUGAACAUCAAGCAUUUAGUAGACCCCAUUGACGAUCUUUUCCUUGCAGCACAGAAGAUUCCUGGAAUCUCAUCAACUGGGGUUGGUGAUGGAGGCAAUGAGCUUGGGAUGGGCAAAGUCAAGAAGGCCAUUAAGAGACACAUACGAAACGGGGAUGUCAUUGCCUGCGAUGUGGAGGCUGACUUUGCUGUAAUUGCUGGUGUUUCUAACUGGGGAGGCUACGCCUUGGCCUGUGCACUAUACAUCCUGAACUCAUGUGAGGUCCAUGGCCGCUAUCUGAGGAAGGCAAUUGGGCCCUCCAGAGCUCUUGGAGAACAGAACUGGACUCAGGCCCUGCCAUCCAUCACUAAGGAAGAAAAAAUGUUGGGUAUCUUGGUACAACACAAAGUCCGGAGUGGAGUCUCAGGCAUCGUGGGCAUGGAGGUGGAUGGGAUGCCCUUCCACGGUGUCCACACCAAGAUGAUCCAGAAGCUGCUGGACAUCAGCACAGAACAUGUGUGA